Messenger RNA from Solanum tuberosum (potato), 3449 nucleotides. Its product is annotated as NAC domain-containing protein 19-like. Gene Ontology annotation, biological process: regulation of DNA-templated transcription. Gene Ontology annotation, molecular function: DNA binding. The record is from RefSeq and is a predicted model, not a curated record. Bases 74 to 892 code for a protein of 272 amino acids. Lineage: Eukaryota; Viridiplantae; Streptophyta; Magnoliopsida; Solanales; Solanaceae. The transcript has 4 exons.
CCCUUUUAUAUCGGAGCUCUUUGUCCCCUGCUACUUCAAAACACUCUCAGUUAUAGCUUCACUCUCUCCCAUUAUGGGAGAUACGACGCCGUUUUCGCUUCCUCCCGGUACCCGAUUUUACCCUUCCGAUCAACAACUAAUUAGCUACUAUUUAUCUUCAAAGAACGGCGCCGAUCACCGGAAUGGCGCUGGAUUUGACCUAAUUCGAGAAAUUGAUCUCUACAAUUUUGAUCCAUUUAACUUGCCGGAUUCCGCCUGUUUCCGGUACGGUCGUGGUGAACGGAAAAGGCACUGGUUUUGUUUUGUGGCUAGGGUUUUGAAGGGAGGGAGGAGGAGAGCUGGUGGUGGUUAUUGGAAGAAGAGGGGUAAAGUUAGGGAUGUGGUGGAUGCGGGUGCAGGGAAAGUUGUGGUGGGUACGCGUAAAAGUUUUGAUUUUUAUUUGGAGGAUUGUACUAAGACUGAUUGGUUGAUGCAUGAGUACGCCUUAACUGGUCAUCCUUUGGCAUCUUUUGUUCUAUGCCGAGUAUUCAUCAAAUCUCAUCAUGGAAAUAACUUGUCAGGUCAUAUAUUUAGUUCCAAUGGUGAAGAAAUUGAUGCGACAGUACGCCAUAUAGGUAUUCAAUUUGAUGGAUCAGCUGCAUCGGUUACUGGCUCUAAAAUGCAUGAUGAAAACACUAUUGACCAGGAGAAUGAUGUCUCAAAGUUACCUAGUGGAUUAGUUACCGACUUAAAUGGUCAAGUUGUUGCAGAAAAUGUUGCUAAGCAGAUUUGUCUUGAGAGCGACGGAUCUCCAGUUCUCAAUGAUUUUUCUGCUCAGGAACUGAUUGCCAUUUUAGAAGGAGAUUUUAUUGAGUUGGAUGACCUUCUAUGCCCGCUUCCGGGCAUUAACUAAAGGAAACAACAACAAUCCCAAAAGUCCAACAGCAAUCCCAAGCAAGUACCAUCCGUAACAAUCUCAAGCAAGUACCAUCGAUAAGAAUCACAAGCAAGUACAAUCAACAAGAAUCUCAAGCAAGUAAUAAUCAACAAGAAUCUCAAGCAAGUAAUAAUCAAUAACAAUCCCAAGCAAGUUAUGUUUGGAAAUUAGUAGCAUGAAGUUCACGCCGGAUUAUAUCAGUGAAGGCGACAAAAAUAGUAUUCAUGUCACUUUUCAGAACAUUAGAAAGUUACGUCUUAAAGACAUCAUAAAAAGAGUGAAGUUAUCAAAUUGUGAGAUCAAAUCCUACAUCGGCAAUCAUUGUUGAAAAUCAGCUUAAGAGAAUUAGAUCAGGUGACUAAUUGCUUAGAUUAUGCUGUUGUCUGGAUGAAUAUCUUGACAGUUAUCAAAUUAUAAGGUCAUUGUAUAGUUGUAUACAAUGUCAUGAUAUCUGAAAAUCAUCUCAAGAGAGUUGAUGGGGUGAGCAAUGAGGCUCACAUUUUACAGUCAUACAAUUUGCUGUAUAUGAGCGAAGAGUUAAGUCACCUAAUACACUGUCAUGAUUGAUGGAUAUCAGCUCAAUAGUAUUAGACUCUGUGAAUAAUGCCUUGCAUUAUAGCUUUGCCUGGAUGGUUGUCUUAACAGUUACCAAAUUUCGAGGUCACUUUAUACAGUUUCAUGAUUGUUGAAGAUCAGCUCACGAUAAUAGAUGGAGUGAGUAACGUGAACAUAUUUUACUGUUAACAUUUACCUGGAUGGAUAACUUGUAUAGUGGCUUAAAGAGUUAAGCCACUUUAUACAGUGUCAUGAUCCUAAAAAUCAGCCAAGAGAACUAAACUGGGUGAGCACUGAGCAAUGGCUAGCAUUAUAUGGUUAUGGAUUGAUAUCUCAACAGUAACCAAAUUAUGAGGUCAUUUUUUACCGUGUCAUGCUUGCUCAAAGUCAGCUCUGGAUAAUAGAUCAGGUUAGUAAGGUCCAUAGUUUACAGUUAUACAAUGACAUGGAUGGAUAUACUGUAUAUGGGUGAGAGUUGAAUCACUUAAUACAGUGUCAUGAUUGCUGAAAUUCAGCUCAAGAGAAUUAGACUGGGCAAGUCCUGGAUGGAUAUCCUAGCAGUUAUCAAGCUAUGAGGUCACUUCAUACAGUUUCAUGAUUGCUCAAAAUCAGCUCAAGGUAAAAGAUCGGGUGAGUGAAGUUCGGAUUACACUUAUACAAUUGGGUGGAUGUCUUGUUAUAUGGGUUGGAGUUGAACCACUUAAAGAAAUGUGAAGAGUUCACACGAAACCCACAACAGCUAUAGCAAUAACAUUGGAUAUCUUAUACAUGGUGAAAGAGUAAACGACAAAAGCAACUACAGCUAUAGCAAUAACAUUGGAUAUCUUGUACAUGGUGAAAGAGUAAACGACAAAACAACAACAGCUAUAGCAAUAACAUGGAUGGAUACUUUUUUUUGAUAACAAAGGAAACCCGCAACUGCCACCCUUUGGGUGCGCACAAGCUAACAUGGAUGGAUAUCUUGUAUUCAAUGAAAAGUUAACCGCAGCAAACAACAGCAAGAAGUAUGUCAUAAUACCAGGCAAGUUGGAUUGUGAAGAGUUGACAAGUUGCUCGAAAGACCACAGGAUGUGACAAUGUCAGUUAUGAGGGUGACAAAUAUGUCAGGACACCAUUGAUGGUGGGAUAGCAGGUGUCCGUGGAAUAGUUGAGGUGUGCACACGCUAUAGCAUGAACGCCAUCAUUGGGAAAAAUGUCAGGACACCAAUUCUCUUGCUUUCAAGGCCGACAAUUUUGGCUUCUUGAUAGACAAUAACCUCGGUGAUAUAGUGAAGAGUAGAUGGAUGGCAGCUUAGUUAACGUUAUUGGUACGUUUUGGUGAACUUUGAGGUGUAAGAUAAAAUCUCUAUUCCACCUUCUUAUGCUUCACAAGUCUUUCAUUUCUAGCAGUUGUGCUUAGUAGUAGCUUGUGAAGAAUGUAAAACUUCUAGGUCGGGUUCCAGAUAAGUCUGUUUUAGCAAAUCCUAGUACAAGACAGUAGCAUUAUGAAAAUCUGAUGAUUCUCUUUUACAUCAAGUACUUUGGUAUAUGUACUAUAUGUUCUUUAGGGUCUUUACAUAUGCACUAACGGUAGUUCAUGAAGCUUGAAACUGUUGUUGUACUAUAUUAACACUAUGAAUGCAGAAGAACUAGUGGUAGUACUUUGGAUGGUUUUUUCCUGUUCUCAAUAACAUAAAAUGAUUGGAAGGGAAACACUCGUGAAAUUCUACAGUUAAGAUGCUUGGUCAUACUCAUCUUUGCCCUUGAGUAUCCAAUUUUGUUGCAACAUUCAAAGAUAGAGGUGGGCAUCGUGAAUCUUCGUUUUCUGUAAGAAGAAUGUCUCCCUCAAAGCUUCAGCCAGACUUUUGGGUAGUUGGUAAGAUGCUAUGGUUUUUUCCCUUGCAAAGAUAUGAAGAAAAUGACUGUCAACGGUCUUCAUCCCCUUGGGGAAGCCGGACAGAAAAAGAUAUAAACCUUUUCAGUAAAUUGUUUAUCAUCA